AUGGCGAUGCCGCCGCUUUUGCUGGCCGCCCGCGAGCUCGUGCGUGGCUCGACCACGUCGCUUCCACCCGAUGCUGAAGUUGCGGCUUUUGCCGCGUCUCAUUUACACAUCGCAGUAGUCUUUCGAUCGCGAACGGAGCGAAAUUGCGUUCGUUUGGGCGUGUUUACGACGGACGACAAAGUCGACAAGGAGAAAGUCGCACUCUUUCUUGAUCUGGCAUCGGAAUCAGACAAUUCACGUGCUUCUGAGGAUGCUGAAAGUCAAUGGGCGAUCGUAUGGAGUCCAGAUGUCAAAUUCCUCGUCGUCAGUGGUGGCAGUGGAGGCAUCAUGUGGGUUUUAACAUGUCCCCACUGGUUGGAUUGCGCUUUGUCACCUAGAAGCUUAGCCGACUCGUCUUUACUGCUUCCUAUCAAUCCAUCUAAUUACUUGACCCGAAAGCAUUGGAAUUCUGGUACAAACAUUGUCAAGGUUUUCUUCCCGAUGCAAAGUGGAAGCAAAAUGUUUGUGCUCUCAGGAGACGGAGUUUGGCUCAAUGUGAGCGUGCAAUUGGCCAAAUUAGCACUAAUUGCAAUGGAGAAGUCGGCGUCUGAAGAGAUGAUGGGAAUAUUUUCGAUGCAAGUGUCGAAGAAGCUUACGGAAUGGCAUGGAGGUAUUACUGCUGCGUGUUACAGCCCCGAGAAUUGCCUGCUUGUUAUAAGUGGAGGAGUGAGAGACCCCAGCGCAGAUUUAGUGAGAAAGCAAGCGUCAUCGUUGAGUGUAUGGAAAGUCAAGAGUGAUAAAGACGGGAAAGAAUCUGGCGAGCUGUUGGAUUUUACGCUGCUUGUGGAGGGAAAAAGUCAGCAAUUUGACGACGAGACCAAUAAGGACGAGACAAUGAAGUCAAGUGUAGAUUCAGCAACGACAGUGGAGAGCAGUGGGCUGCUAAUGAGCGUCAAAGACAUGUUUUUUGGCCUAGCAGGGAUUCAUGCAGGCAGCAAGUUUUCUGAAGAUCAUUUGAUGCGGGGAUGUAUUCGCCACAUCGCAUUGGCACCAAAUGGCAACUUCGUGAGUAUGGUGGACGACCUCGGCAGAAUCGCUAUUCGCAAAAUUGACGCUUGUGCGGAUGUUUUAAAGUGGCAAGAAGUACGGGAUAAGUCGAUUUCUGGCGCGCAAGGAGUCGCACUGAAGUCAGUUGUAUGGCUGACGUCCGAUUUGAUGGGUAUGAUGUUUUCCAGCGAUAACGUAAUCUUUGCAAGAUUUGAAACACAUUUUGACGAAAAGGUCGACACUGGUGGAGUUAACGGUGAGAUCUUAGAACUGUCCAGUCGUCUCGAGUUUAUUCCUGCAAAGUUUUAUAGACCGGCGUUGGCCGUUUCAGCUCACACCGAACGAACGCUUGCGUUCGAUGCAACUGUGACGUCACCUGGCGCUACAAACUGUGCUGCAUUCACUGCAAAUGAGCUCGUCCUUGCUGACAGUGUGUGGGCUGUAAAUGACGUGGAGUCUUUGAGUAUGAAACCAUUUAUUGAGCUGCUUAUGAAUGAAGGAAGAUUCGAAGACGCGCUAGAGACGGUAGCUUUACAGAGAGGGGAUAUGAAUGACAUGAGCGCAGACGAUAUUCACCGCCACGUCUGGAUGCGAUAUCGGAUCAACGCAGCCAGAUUGGAUGAAUCUGUAAUCAGUGGCGUAGAAGAUGUUGACUUAAAACGUCAGAAUCUCAUACUUCUGACCACGCGACCACCUGGACUCCUUCAACGCGAAGACUGUAGUGAGUUUUGCGCUGCAUUGGGUCAUUUACGAGCGAUAUCGGACAAAGGUUGGGUACUUGAUGAGUGCCUGCAUCUUAUUGCCGACGACUCAUUCACGAACAUGAAAUGUAUUCUUGAUCUUGCUUUGGAUGCUUUGGUCUGUAUGAACGGUGGCGAAAAGGUUGAUGCAAAAUAUUUGCAAAAGAAAGUGGAUCUCCAAAGAUAUAUCUAUCGUCUUGAAACCCUUCGAUUAAUAGUGUGCGAAGAAGACGGCAUGUCUGCAAUGCCCGUUGCAGCUGACAACCUCUUUGAUGGAGCUACGUUUGCUCUGUUCCGAUCAUUACCUAUGCUAUCAUUAGCGAAACAAUUUGCACGAGAAGGCCGUGUUACUGCAUUGAAGGUGGUUCUUCACCGAAACGGCUGGAAUUUGCUUCCUUACUGGAUGGACGUUCUUGAGCAAAUUCCUUCCUCAGUCUCACCUUUUUUGUAUGCGGAACUGCUUCCAGUGAUUUCCGCUCAGAAAGAAAAGUAUGGGUGUAUUCACACUUUUAAAUGGUCGAAUGAUGACUUUAGCCAGUGUGAUGACGAUUACGACUCAGUUGCGCCUUCUGAAGAGCACUAUCUCCACGACAUCACUGUCGAAGAGCAGGCAAGCAUAAAUAAUUACACGAGCAUUGCUCGCGAAGAGCACAAUGUCGCGUACGGUGAAUGGCUAUCAAGAAGAAUUUUGGAGCUAGACACCCGGUAUGGCCAGCUCACUUUCGCAUAUCAGUUAAGUAGACUGGCUUUCGAUUGUCUAUCCGGGUGGGUCUCUCUGGCUGUUAAACAGCCACUGGAGGAGCUUAUUAUGCACACUGAACGUUUACACAAUUGCGUGCAUGUGUUUCACCUACCAGCCUGCUGUUUGCUUCCACUGAACGAGUGGUCUACACUUUCGAUGCACGAUCAAGCUGUCAUUGUGGUAGGCGCUAAUGACAGAAAUCUUGUAGACGAUGUUGCGUUUACGAUCGUUCGCUUGGAGAAGGUGUUCGUGACCCAGCGUCGAGAUCGAAUGUAUGCGCUGGAUGACAUGCUUUCGUGGCUGGCACAGACUGUGUCAUUGAAAUAUAUGCUACCCGGCCUGACGCUUGCAGCCGAAAUCAUUAAGCGGAGCAACCCAUCAAUUGAGCUUUCCGAACGCUGGAUUCAGAGUGACACGCUACUUAUUGACACAGCACUUAGUGUCGUCUAUUCGGUGAGUUGUUGUGACUAUAUCGAAGCAAAAGCGCCCAAUUUAGGUGCUAAGGCCUACAUGCAGAGCCACGGUACAGUUGUGGAGCAACUUUGGACAAUAUUUCAGUCGUUACCUAUACGAAAAGAGAAUGAUCCACCGGGGAUUGCGCAGUUGCAAGCGGCUGUGGGUGAAAUGGAAGGUUUGUUGAUUGCAGUAGACGUACUCAGCAAGUACGGUGUGGCUAGAUUGCCCAGUCAAAUGAGGUAUCAGAUGCUGGCAAGUAGCGAUUGUACGACAGGUGACAGCAAGAAUGUCGAUCCGCAUGAACUUGUCAAAAGAAUGUGUGCGUUUGCUUUCUCCAGUGAACAAAUCGAAGGCAAAGAAUAUAGCAAUGAAAGGCGGUGGCGUAAAGUUCUCCAAGAUGCAGUAAAGCUGAAAGAGCUUGCAUUCGGUGAGCGAUUGAGCCAAGAGGUGAUACUGUACAAUAUAUUGAAGCAUCUACUUGUAUCAGAUCGCGUCGAUGUUGGCUCUGCUCAGGACGUGGUGAACUAUUGGAUAGCCUCUGACGAAGAGGCUGUUGAACGUAUUCUCGACACGUUGUUCGUGGCAACACGAGCAAAACUUGACUCCAUUACCGGAUACCAUGAAGAUAGAAGCCUUAAUGCUAUCCACACUGCUGCUUUGAAUUGCAUCAGUAUCGCGAGACAACUGCUGUCUCUACCAAUAUGGGACGAAGGAGAUCGUGCAGUGUCCACUACCAAAGAAUACUACGAGGAAGCUUUUACGCAUGAACUGGAUUUAGCUGACGGUUGUGAGCUGCUUGAUUUACUGACGCAUGGCACUGUUAAGAUGUCACCGCCACAGCUGAGGAUCAGCCACCCACAGGAAAACGUUCACAACAUCCGACUCGAUGCUCUUUUUCAAGUAUUUCUGAGCAACCCAAGUAACUAUAAACCGUCCAGGCGAGCAAAAGAUUGGCUUGCGCAACGCCAUGCUUUCGGAAUAAAUGGAGGAACGAAUGCAGAUUCGUGGAGUGAGCCUUUAUCUGCUGUUAUGCAAUUGGCAAGACUGUUGCAUAUUGAAACCGAGAAGCUAAAAAUUUGGAUGAAAGGUGCAUAUGCAGCACUGUAUUGCAUCGAUUACGAUGUCGCAUGCGAUUUGACCAUGGAAGUCAUCACUAUUGCGACGGCUAAGACUGACUACACUGCGGAUCGUAAUGGUAGUGGUGACAAAGUGCCUCUCUUGCAUUUGGUUUCGUUGGUGCUGGAUCUCGUGUCUGCUUCAUCUUUCCAUUCAUGGGGUAAGAAGCGCAAUUUAUGCUGUGCGCUGUUGAGUGCAUCAAGUAUAUCUUCUACAGACCUUUUCGCACACCAAGUGACAGAUUUGGUGCUGAGGUGGUUUGAAAAGAUUGAUGCUGUUUACGCCGUAAUGGUCGAGCUAGGCUUGUCGGACGAUGAUUUAGAGCAACAGCGACUCACUGACGAAAAGAAGACAAACAGUAAUGAAUGUGCUAUAUUGAACGAGCUGGAAGGGGCAGUAGCAGUGAUGGUUGGCAAAAAAGAAGACCGCCGACUUAUUUUGCGGUUGUUGCAGCGUGGGAUUCGUCUUGCUGUCGUGCUGUCCGGCAACAGUGUUAGCGUUGCGAAUCACGAUAUUAGUGAGUCUGUAUUGACAUUUCUCCAGCAAAUGGUACGAAUUUGCGUACAAGAGGCGACCGAGCUCGUGCCAACUUCUAGUGAUAUAGAUUCGGCAGAUUGGCGGCAGUACAUGGAUCUUGCCUUCGGCUAUUUAAUGUGGUUGGGUACCUGCAGCGAAUAUGGCAGCUUUGAAGCUUUCUGUGUCGAUGAAGUCCUCUCUCCAUUGUUCAUCGAUCAAUCCGGACCGAUGUUGUCAGAUGAAUUACUCAAUGAUACAUCGCCGAGGUGCGAAGUCAUGGUCGGUAGACUCCACGAUUUCUUUUUGUUACAAGCAGCACAAGCAAAUGCAGCCACUAUAACUAUUCACGCAGGGGCUUUGCCAAUAUGUAGAGAGCGUCCCACAACGUUACCUUCAUCCUACGAAUUCGAGCAGAUUGCAGCACGUGACACCAGUAUUCCGGGCGAUUGUACUUUAGGCGACUCAACUGGUCCAGAUGAAAUACGGUGCAAAACUCGGCCUCAAUCGUCCGAACAGCAAAAUGUUAUGUAUCUGAGCCUAGCUCAGCGAUGUCAAGAUUGGUUGAUGUCGCAGAAAAAGUCACAAGAGCUGGGCCAAAUGACCACAUUCUUAGGCAAUAAAUUGAAUGCCGAGUGUUUCUUGCAAGAUGAAUGCUACCGCGAGGAACAGAUUUUGUUGCUAGCCACAAAACGAGAACACUUUCCUCUUUCACGGCAGCUUGCCGUACAAUAUGGCAUCGAUGAGUAUGGAUGCUUGCUGGCUUACAUCAAGAGCGUGUUACUCGCUCCACCAGAUUGCUUUCGAGAUGCCCGUCGUAAGCAGCUGGACGAGGCGUUCUCGAUCGACCAAACUGAUGUCCUUGAGGAAGCUUUGCAACGACCGAUACGAUUUGGAAACUUUUUACUAAAAAGCGAUACCGAAGGCGGUUCAAGUUUGUACGAUUUGAUUGACGGAACUGACCAUGUUGGUGUUUUGCUCGUACUGCGCAUGAUCCUGGAAAGCUCGAAGCGAAUUCGUGAAGAGUUGGCAGAACAAAUGUCGCCUCAUGAUUAUUCUUCCUUUCCUCUUGCUAAAGUCUCGAUAGACCGAAUCACUCUUUUAUUUAUGUGCUUUAAGAAGCUCAUAGAUAUCGGGGACUCAUGUGACGUGCUGGGUUUCGAUCUGAAGCUCAUAGGCUCAGCUUCUACGACUAGGAAAUUACUGACUCCCACAGCAUUACUACAUGCAGAUCCUGAUGUAAUGGCCUCCAAUCGGCAGAUGGCUGUUGAAGCAGUCCGACCUCUAUUGACUGGCCGGACCGUCAAGGUUGCUACUAAAAUAUUGCGCAAGCUGCACAAUGUGACACCAAGUGCCAUGAUUUUGAUUUACAUCAAUGAUCUACUAAUGAACAAAUGGAGGGAGGAUGGCGCUACUGCCACAAGCGACGCUCAUCUGUCGGAAGUGGCGUUCCGUGCGUACGAAUCGUUUGUGCCAUGUCUUUCAGUGCUUUCAAACGAACAUUUGAUGCUAUUCCACUACUUGUUCCUGAAUGGACCGACAGGCAAGCAUCCGCCCGACUUAGUGACGCACCUAAAUCUUGCAGAGGAAUUCUACGGACAGCAGCUGAGUGGUCUGCAGCAUUUUGGUGGACUACUGGCGCCCGAAAAGCGCGUGGACUUCGUGACCGAUACAUUGAUUGUUUUCCAAUCAAAGUACAACUCCUGGCAAUCGUUCGGGGCACGCUCAAACGUUUCGUCAUCUUCAUCCACUGCUUCUUCUUCGUCCAUAUCAUGGGAUCCAACACAAUACAAGCAAAAAGAGCAGGAGCUUAGCUAUCUGGAGCGUGACCUAGCAGCAAACAUGUGUUGUUUACUGCUUCAUAAGAUUGAUAAGCAUAAUUUGACGUUUACCCUGAGUGAAAGCAUGAUCGAUGUGUGGCAAUCGCCGGAGCUUAUUGCAGCGGCUAUAAAGGCCUGGUUCGCCAUGGAUCCUCUUCAGCAAGCAGCCAAUGACGAGGUUUUUGAUUCCGGUGCCUUGAUCAAGCUUUGCCAGCACGUAGCAUCCGUAGACCUUUCAAGCCUGAUUAUGGAGCUAGUGUUGCGUACUGGUGGAAACAAGAUGAAUGGAGAUAGUGCAGCUACUGUCAUUGCUGAAAGCUACAAGACAGCUGUUGCCAAUCUGGUCAAUCGGUAUGUAAAUUCGGAACAUGGUGGACAAAAGCACAGUGAACGGUGGGUUGAUAGUCUCGUGCGUUCGUGGAUCAGGGAUACAUCUACUCCUAGAAGCUGGCAGGAAGUUGAACUUGGAGACUAUGUCCGCACCACUUUAAGGGUGUCACGCGACAGAAAGUCCGAUGCACAUGCACUAUGUGAGCACGCUGUAAUGCUGUUGGUGCAGUCGCCAUCUGCGCUGCUAAAAGAAAUAGGAUCGACGCGGCAAAGUGAGAUGUACAGCCCUUCUGAUGGAAUUGACGCUUCAAACGAAAGUGUGGUCGCCUUAGUGCGAGAAACGGUUUCAUCCCAGCUGGAACAGUUAGUUCUGCAGACCGAAGAUCAGCGAAAGUGGAAAGAAGCUGCAGCGCUUAGCCACGUGCUGCAAUCGUGCGAAGCUUUCGAGAACGACUGCGCGAAGUUGGCUACGAGGGCUUUCGGGCUGCACGUAAAAUCUGUUUGGUCUGCGUUACUGAUGGAACACAACAUGGCUGAAACCAAGCCGCAACUCCUUUUCGACAUCCCCAGUCCAGAUGUGUCGAACCACUUCACUGCAGUAUUCCAAGAGCUGCUAUCCUUCGUCGAGGCACGCGCUUGUGAUGGCGACGCCAAGGCUCUGCAAUUUGCGAAGCAGGCAACAGUAGCACUAAGCAACUUGCUAGAUCGGCGCGCAGUUGUACAAGGCGAUCCUCCACUAUGCAGUACUGCAGCAUGGCAGAAUGAACAGAAGCUCGCAGUGCAAGCACGUAUCUGGGCUCAAUUUCACGUGGGUGAUGGAAUCGAGAGACCACCGACACAAAAAAGCGAGGCGACCUGUUGGUCGGCGCUCUUUGCGCGGGGCAUCUGGGACGCUCACCUAUUAGAUUGGUACACUACGCAUGCAUAUGCUGAGCUAAGUGGCGACGAAGAAGGCACAGAAAUGGUGGUGUUGGCUCACUGGGAAACAAGCAAGGCCGACAUUGCAAUUCAACUGCUUCUGAUGUGCCCAUUUGACGAGCUCAGAAAAAAGUAUACCGACCGACUGCUGCAUGCUGUGCGACAACUUCCACAAGAUGCUCCCAGCUGGUCUACGGUAAUGGAGUUUGCACUUUUGCGCUUCGAUGUUGCAGUGCUCAUCCAGCAUGACCUCCACUCGUCGGUAGUGGCCUUCUUGCUGCAAGACGUGAACAAGGAACCAGCACUAUGGACAUCCAGCGGUGCCUACGUCGUGUGUGCCUUAGUGAUGCAGGGUGAAUUUGCAGCGGCUGGUCGCCUAACUUGUGCGUUGCGUCAUGCACACCCGCUGCUUUGGGACGUAGAAAACGCGCGCCUGCUGCUUUCCAGCUACCUCCGGACGCUUGCUUCAUUAUCUGUGCAGCACAGUACCAUUUACAACGCCGAACUCUCUCACAUGAAGCACGAAGUGUACGUCCAGACGUCUUGUCGCUUUGCAAAAGCGUUCGACUAA
This is a messenger RNA of Peronospora matthiolae, 8232 nucleotides long. The record is from the annotation of a GenBank genome assembly. NCBI's taxonomy places the organism in Eukaryota, Oomycota, Peronosporomycetes, Peronosporales, Peronosporaceae.